Crotalus tigris (Tiger rattlesnake) is the source of this 3504-nucleotide messenger RNA. RefSeq names its product transmembrane and coiled-coil domain family 2 (gene TMCC2). The record is from RefSeq and is a predicted model, not a curated record. The transcript has 5 exons. NCBI's taxonomy places the organism in Eukaryota, Metazoa, Chordata, Lepidosauria, Squamata, Viperidae. The coding region runs from base 1234 to 2712 and encodes 492 amino acids. Gene Ontology annotation, cellular component: endomembrane system. Gene Ontology annotation, biological process: amyloid precursor protein metabolic process.
AUGGCUCAGAGAGCUGAAACAUUUGGACUCUUUGAGAGGCACUAUUCACAAACCAUGCAGGAAUCAGAGCAAGCGAAUUAAAUUAGGAGAGUAUUUUCAGAAAAGAAAAAGAAUGGUGGAGGCAAAAGACAUUCCUUGGGAGACAUUUUGAAGAGCAAAAAUACCCUGGCCUAGCACUCCAUGAUAUUGGACUAAGGACAGUGGAGAAUUUCACAGCAUUUCCAAGUGUAUCCUUUAUAUUAUAUAGCACUAUAGCUUGAAAAUAGAAACCUUCUGUUCCUUUCCAAAGCAAUGGAAUUUAGGGGGUUCUAGAUUGGAAUUGUGCUAGAUUGUGAUUUUGUAUGCAGAUCUUAUCUAUAUAUGAUUUUUAUUAGUACAUUUGCUGUUUGUUUCUGUUUUUUUGAAAUAUCUAUAGUAUAUUAAGGACACAUAUAUGAAAGUCACAAAAAUAUUUUCGUAUAUCUUCAACAGUUCUCAUUGAAUUUUUCUAUGCCUCAACUUCUCAAUCAUUAAAUAGAAUAAAUUUUGUAUUUUAAAAAAGCUAAGUUUAAGGAUGCCUUUGCUUCUACCUACCAGAUUAGAACAGGUUAGUUAAUUUCAUAUAGUGUAAACUUAGUUUUGAGUGGUGACUCAAGAAUAGCAGUGUUGUAUAGAGAUUAAAAUAAAACACUGUAUUUCUAGCCAAUUGUAUGCUGUAUUAUUUCAGGUCUAUUGUUCCCCAGAAUGAAAACUUUGUUUGCAGAGUUCACAGAGUUCAGAAUUCAGGGGAUGAAAUCAUGGUAAUAUGAGCUCUCUCCACUACUUUUCUUAGUGCUAAAAUGAGAGGAGAUCUGAUCCCAUAACCUAGACUUGCUGGCUGGCAAGAAAGCAAAGGAGAAAUCAGCAGUGUUUCAUGAUACUAAUUUCUUUCUCUAUAACAGGAAGUAGUUCAUUUUAAACUUAUGGAUAAUGCUCACCAUGUAUUUGUAUUUUAUAAUAAUAUUAAUUAUAGCAAUAUUUUUCUAUAUAUAACUUUACUGCAAGUCAUUGCAUGAUCAGUAAAAAGGUAUACAGUAUCUUUCUUGUCUAGGAAUAAGCCUUUAAAUGAAUGUCACAGUUUCCUCAUCAAAUUAUUAGUUCCAAGUCAUUUUGGAAUAAUCAAGAAAGGAAUGUUAUAUUUUAUAAUAAAAAUAGCAAACAUUUUCAGAUAAUAGUUCAGUUGCUAGCAGUAGCAUAAGGCUGAAAUCACUGCAGAUGACAGCACCUGAAAAAAGUCUGGGAAACAAAGAGAUAGCUUUUGUUCAGAGUCUGGAAAUACUACAAAUGGUUUAUAAUAGUAUUCAUGGAGAGUUGGACAAGGGGGAUGUGAGCCAACUCAGCCUGCCUUCCAAUACAAGCCACAGUGAUGCAGAAAGCAAUAUCUGUCUUGAUGUUCCAGAUGGCAACCCUGACCCACAGAGGACAAAAGCUGCCAUUGACCAUCUGCACCAGAAGAUUCUUAAGAUCACUGAGCAAAUAAAGAUUGAGCAGGAGGCUCGAGAUGACAAUGUAGCUGAAUAUCUGAAGCUUGCUAAUAAUGCUGAUAAGCAGCAAGCCUCUCGUAUUAAGCAGGUCUUUGAGAAGAAGAACCAGAAGUCAGCCCAGACCAUUGCCCAGCUGCAUAAGAAGCUUGAGCAUUACCACAAAAAAUUAAAGGAGAUUGAACAAAAUGGGCCAACGCGUCAGCCCAAAGAUGUCUUCCGGGACAUGCAUCAGGGCCUCAAGGAUGUAGGAGCCAAUGUUCGAUCCAGUAUUAGUGGUUUUGGUGGCGGUGUGGUAGAGGGAGUCAAGGGUGGGUUAUCAGGCCUUUCUCAAGCAACACACACAGCUGUGGUUUCCAAGCCCCGUGAGUUUGCAAGUUUAAUACGCAACAAAUUUGGCAGUGCAGAUAACAUUGCCCACUUAAAGGACACUCUGGAUGAUGGACACCCAGAAGAGGCCUCACGGACUCUGAGUGGCAGUGCAACCCUCGUGUCCAGUCCCAAAUAUGGAAGUGAUGAUGAGUGCUCCAGUGCCACAUCUGGCUCAGCAGCUGGUAGCAAUUCUGGGGCUGGUCCUGGGGGCUUGGGCAGUCCUAAGUCUACCACCUUGGAGAGUCAUCAUUAUAACUUUGACACCAUUGUAGAAGAACUGAGAGAUAUUAAGGACAUUCAAUCCCAUCUUGAGGACUCCAUGGAAGAACUCAAGGCUCAGCUGCAACGAGACUAUACAUACAUGACUCAAUGCUUGCAGGAAGAACGAUACAGAUAUGAACGCUUGGAAGAGCAGCUUAAUGACCUGACUGAGCUUCAUCAGAAUGAGAUGACCAAUCUGAAACAGGAGCUGGCCAGCAUGGAAGAAAAGGUGGCUUACCAGUCCUACGAAAGGGCCAGGGACAUUCAGGAAGCUGUGGAGUCCUGCCUAACUCGGGUCACCAAGUUAGAGCUGCAGCAACAGCAACAGCAAGUGGUGCAACUAGAAGGAGUGGAAAACGCUAAUGCCCGUGCUCUACUGGGAAAAUUCAUCAAUGUCAUCUUGGCCUUAAUGGCCGUGCUGCUGGUGUUUGUCUCCACCAUUGCUAGUUUCAUCACUCCAUUGGUGAAGACCCGCAUGCGUCUCCUGAGCACUACCUUACUAGUGCUUUUUGUCUUCCUCCUCUGGAAGCACUGGGACUCCAUCACUUAUCUUCUGGAACAUGUGCUGCUGCCUAGCUGAUUUUUUUGGUAGUCAGUUGCUGCGGCUAGAAGGAGUUUGUUUCUUGUAGAAAGGAAGUAAAACUGAGGCAACUUCCAGUUGGUUUUAUGUCCAUUUGGAGUGUGCAAUUCUCACUUGCUUCCUCUUCAGAGCCUUCUGUUGUUGUACCCAACAUUGUCUCAGCUGUAGGAAGAAUAAUUACAGUGGGGCUUAUGAAAGGCUUACUAUGUCACACCUCUCUUCUGGAAUGCUUUUGCAAGGCAGAAUGGGAAGACAAAUAACCCCCAUAAAGAGCUCAAUAUUUCAGAUUUUAUCCAUUCCUUAAAUCAGAUAAAGAGAUGGUGAUGAUGAGGACAGUAGUUCAUGUACAAUCAAAAUGGUCUUCUCUAAAAAGCAGUGGCGUAGUUAUUGAUUUUCUUCUGUGUUGGAGAGAAAUGAUGGAACAUUUUAUCAAUGUAGUCAUUUAUGAAAACAAAGACAAAGAUUCAACACUGAACUUCUUUUUCUUUUUAUAACUCAUGAACCUGAAACAAUCCAAGGAUUGUACAUACAACACAAGAUAAUUCAGGUCACAACAUGGAGCGUACUUUCCUUUCCCAUAAGACAACUGAAUUCCACAUAUUUGGCUGGACUGCUUCAUGUCAUGGAUUUGUUGUCCUUGUGGGUUGGUUUAUGAACAAUAACAACAGGAUCUGAGGAGAAAGCAUUAAGCUUUCUGAUGCAAACUCAACUGUUUUGGUUGGCUUUGUUUUCAUUUGUUUUCCUUUUCUUUGAUAUUUCCAUGGACUUUAAAAAUACUUAUAACCUUUACAA